AUGUCAAAUCACGGAUACUACGGCGGUGGCGGUGGUGGCGGCGGCCAGUACGGCGGUGCUCCUCCUCAUCAGCAACAACAGGGAGGAUACGGCCAAAACUAUCAACAGCAGGGCCAGUACAACCAACCCCAAGGCUACGGCCAAGGCGGCUAUCCUCAACAGUCCUAUAACCAGCAGUCGCACCAGCCUCAACAACACUACCAGGGCGGCAACCCCGAUUUCGGCGGCCAGCCCUCCUACCAGGGUGGCGGUGCCACGCUCGUCGGUGGAGGUGGUGCGGCGUGGGCCGCGCACAAGGCUGGAGGUGGCAUGUUGGCGACGCUAGGCGCUGCGGCGGCGGGUGCUGUGGGUGCCAACAUGUUUGAGAACAAGUUCAAGAAGAACAAGAAGCAAAAGAAGGAAAAGAAGUAUGGUCACAGGGGCGGCGGCGGUUCGUCGAGUAGCAGUGACUCUGACUAG
Messenger RNA from Parascedosporium putredinis, 459 nucleotides. The record is from the annotation of a GenBank genome assembly. NCBI's taxonomy places the organism in Eukaryota, Fungi, Ascomycota, Sordariomycetes, Microascales, Microascaceae.